Molecule: messenger RNA, 402 nt
Organism: Tyto alba (common barn owl)
Lineage: Eukaryota; Metazoa; Chordata; Aves; Strigiformes; Tytonidae
Gene: SH2D1B
Product: SH2 domain containing 1B
Exons: 4
Coding region: 1-402 (133 amino acids)
Source: RefSeq, a predicted model, not a curated record
AUGGAGUUCCCAUUUUUUCAUGGCAAGAUAACAAGAAAAACCUGCGAAGAACUGCUGAGCAAGAACAAAAAGAAUGGCAGCUAUCUAAUACGAGAUAGUGAAAGCAUGGAAGGAGUCUUGUGUCUCUGUGUUUUCUUUGAAGGAGUCAUCUACACUUACCGUAUCUUCAGGGAACAACAAGGAUAUUUUAGAAUACAGACUUCUGAAGGUCUUCCAGACAAGAUAUUCAGAACAUUAAAGGACCUAGUAUACACUUAUGAAAAGCCAAAUCAAGGAAUAAUAACAAACCUCCGCUACCCAGUAAAGAAACCAAAGGUCUCACAAAGAAGCCAGAGGUUCAAGUCCGGAAAGGACGCUGUUUAUGAUGAAAUUGAGAGCGAUUACGUCACUGUCUUGCCCUGA